Messenger RNA from Chara braunii, 855 nucleotides. The record is from the annotation of a GenBank genome assembly. NCBI's taxonomy places the organism in Eukaryota, Viridiplantae, Streptophyta, Charophyceae, Charales, Characeae.
ACACGUCGUCGCCGUUGAAAACUAUGGGGGCUCGGAUGAAUCCGAACCAGGGCCCUGUGAGCAUGUGCCUCCCUGAUGCAGGUUUGGAGACGACCGUAAUUCGGAUUCAUCCGAGACACACGAACGAAGGACUUGACGGUUGUCGACUUCUGACGACUUUGGACAAGGACGAUUCCGCCGACGACGGGAGUGAUCCGUCACUCGGCGACGUCGGGAUGGAGCAACCAGUGCAGCCGACAUACGACGACCCCUUGUACUCCGGCCUUCACGACGAGGCGAUGGGAGAGGACAUUCUGAAGAAGUCCUCUGACGCUGUUGGAGAUAGAUUUCUCUAUUUGAGUGACGACAUUAAAGACACAGCGCACGAGGACAAGAAGUUAAGGGGGGGAGAGGUGUUGUUGGACAUCCAUGGGACCUUGAGCACAACACAAUACGACACAACGACGAUGGAGGAAACCCAACCUAUCGAUGUUGUGGACGUCGACGUUCUUUGUCCGGAGACGGACAUACUAAAAUUGCCCGUCGCGGACGUGGAGGAUUUCCGCCAUCGGGAUGGGGAUGAAUUCAUGUCGUCUCCGGUCAUCGACGUCGACAUCUCGAACCUGUCCAGUUUCCCUGUGAUUUUGGAGCACGUCGUAGCCGCGUCGACGCGCACGGGGGCGCCAAUCGUGCUGGGACUGCCAUCGGUGGGCUCUCGUGACGUGGAAGCUAAGCCUGGUAAGCAUUGUCUUCCUCUGCUUGCUUCCCGCUCGUCAGCCCGUUCGUGAAGUGUUGUUUGCUUCGUCGAUUUCGGGGAGGUGUGUAGGCGGCCGCCAACUGGAUUGUGACGAUGUGCUUCGUGAGGUGCUGUUUGCU